This is a messenger RNA of Ziziphus jujuba (common jujube), 1821 nucleotides long. Its product is annotated as probable polyol transporter 6. The record is from RefSeq and is a predicted model, not a curated record. Gene Ontology annotation, biological process: transmembrane transport. NCBI's taxonomy places the organism in Eukaryota, Viridiplantae, Streptophyta, Magnoliopsida, Rosales, Rhamnaceae. Gene Ontology annotation, molecular function: carbohydrate transmembrane transporter activity. The coding region runs from base 268 to 1713 and encodes 481 amino acids. Gene Ontology annotation, cellular component: membrane. The transcript has 2 exons.
UAAGGAUGGAUAAAAUUGACGAUAAUCUUGGUGUGGAAAAUAAAAGUGCCACCUCAAGAAAAUCAAAUUGCAUCGAUCAUAUCGGUUGCUGAACGUGUUCUUCAUUCCUAGUAUCCUGCUAGGUUUCAGCAAAUUUCCAAGCCAAUUUGGCUCGUUCUGCUACCAAACGAAUCAAAACCCAUCUACUCUCACACUCCCACCUAACCAUUUACCCCAUUCAUUUCACUCUUUCUCUCCAGUUUCUCACAAAAAAAGAAAGAAAUUAAAAUGGCUGCUCUUGGGAGUCCCACUUCUCAAAUGGACGCCAUACCCGUUGAUGGACCUCCAGAUCCAAGGGCUUCUAAAGAAGCUGGGAUGAACAAGUAUACUCUUCUCUGUGCUCUUUUAGCCUCCACAAACUCCAUUCUAUUGGGUUACGGUGAGUCAUUUUCCUCUGUUUUUUACCGUUGCCUGUUGUUCCAAAUGUUUGAUCUUUUUCUCCACAAUCACAUCCAUCAAGUAUCCUUUCUGGGUUUUCAUACCAAUUGGCCAAUAAAUAUGUUUGCAGAUAUAGGGGUGAUGAGUGGGGCAGUGCUUUAUAUCAAAGAGAACAUGAAAAUCUCAUCCACCCAAGUUGAAAUCUUGGUAGGCUCCCUUAACGUAAUGUCUCUAAUAGGAUCACUUGCCUCUGGUAAAACAUCGGAUUAUAUAGGCAGACGUUACACUAUAGUCUUAGCUGCAUCAACAUUUCUAAUAGGUGCACUCCUUAUGGGCUUAGCACCAUCCUAUCCAUUCCUAUUAACAGGACGGAUCAUCGCUGGCAUCGGAGUGGGCUACGCCCUCAUGAUCGCUCCGCUUUACUCCGCCGAGCUCUCUCCGGCCAUGAAACGGGGAUUACUCACCUCCCUCCCAGAAUUCUUCAUCACAUUUGGUAUAUUACUUGGUUAUAUAUUUAACUAUGCCUUGUCAGGCCUCCCACCAAACAUAAAUUGGAGACUAAUGGUGGGACUCGCUGCAUUGCCAGCAAUUGGUAUUGGUUUGGGAGUUGUGGUAAUGCCCGAGUCACCUCGUUGGCUCGUGAUGAACGGCAAACUCAAUGAAGCAAAAAGAGUUCUAAGAAAAAUCUCUUCCACAGAAGCCGAAGCGGAGUUGAGAUAUGAGGAAAUAAACAAGGCCGCUGAUUUGGUCACAAACGCAGAGAAAAGCGAUUGGCAUGGGCAAGGUGUUUGGAAGGAGCUUUUGAUAAGGCCAGCACGGCCCAUUCGCCGAAUGCUACUCGCAGCUGUUGGAAUCAAUUUCUUCAUGCAAGCUUCGGGAAACGACGCCGUCAUCUAUUACUGCCCGGAAGUGUUCAGAGCCGCCGGGAUUCACAACAAAAAGGAGCUUUUUGGUGUGAAUGUGAUAAUGGGACUAGCCAAAACGUCGUUUGUGUUGCUCUCGGCUUGUUAUUUGGACCGGUUUGGACGACGACCCCUUUUGUUGUUGGGCUCAGUUGGGAUGGUCGUUGCCCUUGGCUGCCUAGGCUUGGGCUCGACGUUUCUGGAGCAUUCCAGUAGCAAACCCACAUGGGCCAUUGUGUUGUGUAUAGUGGCAGUGUGUGCUGAUGUGUCGUUUUUCUCAAUUGGACUUGGGCCAAUUACUUGGGUUUACUCUUCGGAGGUGUUUCCAAUGAGGAUGCGGGCUCAGGGUACAGCACUGGCCAUAUCGGUGAACCGAUUGAGACAAAAGGCUUAACCUUGGAAGAGAUGCAGACUAUUUUUGAAGAUCAAAAUGCUAGUAGUAAAAGUGACAAGGAAAUGACAGAGAUAUAAUUAAAGGCUUUGUGUCUGAUUUUUUUUUAUU